UAAAGAAUAAUAAGUUAAAUGUAAAAAUAAGAUAAAUGAAUCCGAAUAAAAAAUUUCAAAAUAAAAAGAAAUAAACUGCUUCACACACAAAAGCGAACCCAAAUCAGUCAGGUCCGUACCGAGCCCAAAGUUCCAAAUUCCAAUGGCUGCUGCUGCGAAGGAAGAGCAAAAAGGCGAGCUCGCCGAGUCUAUCAACGAUCUCUUCGGUAGCGUCUCCGCCAUGGUCAAAUCGGAGCUCCAGGGAUCGACCAACCACCUCGAUCUCCUCGAAAAGAUGAACCUGCGAGUCGCCGAAGAGUACAAGGGAUUCGGCGACGUGGCGGCGGGGCUGAGCGUGUUCGUGGAGCAGCUCAAGGCCAAAAGCGGCAGCUUCGAGGAGUACGUGAAGCAGAUCGACGUCAUCGAGCAGCAGGUGACGGAGUUCGAGGCCGUGAUUUCGGUGCUCGACAGAUACGUGUCCAUGUUGGAGUCCAAAGUCCAAUCUGUUCAUCAGAAUCCUCCGCCUUCCUGAAUUCGAAAGUGUCUCUGAAAAUUGUUCUUUUGAUUUGUUUGAAUUUUGUGGCAUUGUGUACAUUUUGAAACGAGGUUUCCCCAAAAAACUUCGGAAUUUGAGAUUGCUUUAGGUUGGUUGAAAGUACUUCUGCUAAAAAUGCUUUUACUAGAAGCACAAUAAAGUUUUUAUCUUAAAUCUGAA
Molecule: messenger RNA, 694 nt
Organism: Malus domestica (apple)
Lineage: Eukaryota; Viridiplantae; Streptophyta; Magnoliopsida; Rosales; Rosaceae
Product: biogenesis of lysosome-related organelles complex 1 subunit 2
Source: RefSeq, a predicted model, not a curated record